Drosophila eugracilis is the source of this 786-nucleotide messenger RNA. RefSeq names its product chymotrypsin-1. Gene Ontology annotation, molecular function: serine-type endopeptidase activity. Gene Ontology annotation, biological process: proteolysis. Lineage: Eukaryota; Metazoa; Arthropoda; Insecta; Diptera; Drosophilidae. The transcript is spliced from 2 exons. The record is from RefSeq and is a predicted model, not a curated record. The annotation marks the transcript as partial.
UUCUGCAUUUUCCUGAUCCUCCGGCAAGGAUUAGCUGAUGUGGUGACUCCGACAACCGAACCACCAGCCAGGAUCAAUGGUGGACAGCUGGUAAACGAGACGGUGCCCUUCCAGGUGUCCCUGCAAAUGCAACGACGUGGUCGCUGGCAGCAUUUCUGUGGAGGUUCUAUUGUAAGUGGCCAGCAUGUCCUAACGGCGGCACACUGUAUGGAGAAGAUGAAGGUGGAGGACGUUAGUGUGGUCGUCGGGACACUCAACUGGAAGGCAGGUGGAUUACGUCAUCGAGUGGUGACCAAACAUGUCCACCCGCAGUACUCAAUGAAUCCUAGGAUCAUCAACGACAUCGCCUUGGUGAAGGUAACUCCUCCGUUUCGUCUGGAGCGAGCUAACAUCAGUCCCAUCCUGAUUGGAGGCUCUGAUCGCAUUGGGGAAAAGGUUCCUGUUCGUCUUACUGGCUGGGGAUCAACCAGUCCAUCCACUUCCUCGGCUACUCUGCCGGAUCAACUGCAGGCACUGAACUAUCGCACCAUUUCGAAUGAGGAGUGCAACCAGAAAGGAUUCCGAGUAACCAAGAAUGAGAUCUGCGCCCUGGCUGUACAAGGUCAAGGAGCAUGUGUGGGUGACUCUGGUGGCCCCCUGAUUAAGCCCGGCCCGCAGCCACAAUUGGUUGGCAUUGUCUCCUAUGGCUCGUCCACCUGUGCCUCGGGCAGACCAGAUGUCUACACGCGAGUGUCCAGUUUUUUGGCCUACAUCAGCCAGGUGAUCAACCAGGAUCUGGCCCAAUAA